AUGGCUGGUACUGAACUUAGCCCUGCAGCAGCUACUUCUUCAUGUCCUAGUGCACCUGAAGAUGGUGUCACUUCGGGUCCCACAUCAUCAGUUCCUUGUGUGGCUUCACCUUCUUCAGAUAUUGGUCUCGAAGAGCUUGUUAUUCCCACCUCUGAGGUCCCAUCUAUUCCACCACCUCUGAGGUCCCAUUAUAUGCAAACACACUCUAAAUAUGGAAUUUUCAAGCCUAAAGUCUACUUGGCUAUUCUUGAAACAGUACCAUUGAACUUUGCUAAGGAACACCUUAAGAAUGAGGGUUCUGUCAUUCUUUUGAUUCCGAACAGAGGAUUUUGGUCUGUUAAAUUUGAAAUAAAGCACAAAAACUAUAGCAAAAGGAGAGCUGAAUUUAGUUGUGGUUGGAAAGUCUUUGCCAAGGACAAUUAUUUGAAAGUUGGUGAUGUCUGCAUUUUCGAGCUUCUUAAGAGAUCCGAAAAUGUAUUCAAGGUUUUCAUUGACUAUGCUGCUGAUUAUGCAUCCGACUAA
Humulus lupulus (European hop) is the source of this 522-nucleotide messenger RNA. Its product is annotated as B3 domain-containing protein LOC_Os12g40080-like. The record is from RefSeq and is a predicted model, not a curated record. Gene Ontology annotation, molecular function: DNA binding. The transcript is spliced from 2 exons. Lineage: Eukaryota; Viridiplantae; Streptophyta; Magnoliopsida; Rosales; Cannabaceae. Bases 1 to 522 code for a protein of 173 amino acids.